Aplysia californica (California sea hare) is the source of this 2860-nucleotide messenger RNA. RefSeq lists its product as uncharacterized. The transcript has a single exon. NCBI's taxonomy places the organism in Eukaryota, Metazoa, Mollusca, Gastropoda, Aplysiida, Aplysiidae. Gene Ontology annotation, cellular component: membrane. The record is from RefSeq and is a predicted model, not a curated record. The coding region runs from base 415 to 1452 and encodes 345 amino acids. Gene Ontology annotation, biological process: G protein-coupled receptor signaling pathway. Gene Ontology annotation, molecular function: G protein-coupled receptor activity.
UGGACUUGCAAUUGUAGUUGACUUUAUCUCGCCUUUCUAUGCCAACUUUGGACUGUGCAGUGAGAAGAGAUGGGUUGAAACAAAAAUCAAAGAUUUCCAUGCACAUGUAAAAGAGUUUCUGAAAAAGAGUACAGAUUAUACAAGUUAGGACAAGUCAUGCUAAAACAAAAUCCUGCGUAUGUAAUCACUCUCGACAAUUUCUAGUAUUAUCUACUUCAACUUCAACUGAGCCAGUAAUCAUUUUACAACCCUAAAAUAUAUUUUUUUGGGGAAAUUGUGAAGCAAGAAAAAAUAUUCGAAAAAAAAGUUGCUUUUGGAACUAGGUUUAAAGAAUCCUCUUGGCGUGGUUAGAGUAGAAUCUUUGACUAAAUAUCGAGAAUAGUUUCAAAGCGAGUUGAGCUCUCGAGCAAACUCAUGUCUGUCAGAAACAUAACCCUGCCGGGGGAGCUGCCUGGUCUGGUCGGGCCUGAGGUGAAGCGAGUGUUCGUGGUCAUGAAUCUGGUCGUCCUCAGUCAGAUCGUCUGUACGUUUGGCAUCGGUGCUAACAUUGUCAAUAUGGUCAUAUUCAAGAAGCACGGUUUCGAUGACACGGUCAACAUCAGUCUUUUCUCUCUGGCGAUCAGUGACUUUGGGGCUCUGAUCACACAGCAGUGGUUCAUCAUCUGUCUGAACCCGUGGUUCGAGAACUCAGACAUCCCUUUCAGUUCCAUGGAGAUUCAGAGUUUAACAGCAGGAUACCCUCACAGGUAUUUUGUGAAAACCGCAGCCUGGAUUACGGCAUUCGUUACCUUUGAGCGAAGUCUUUGUGUUGCUCUACCUCUGAAAGUGAAAUCUCUGAUCACCCGCAAGGUUGCCUUUGCAUUUAACGUCGGCAUUUAUCUCUUCAUGACACUCACCAUGUAUCCUCUCUACAGCACGACGUAUUUCGGCUGGAAGUUUUAUCCAAAGAGAAACAGAACUCUGCUGGGGAUGAAAUACACCCCUGACAGGAAGGAGAUCUUUGAGAGAUGGCUCUUUCUCUCCGACUUCUGCGUUCCGCUUAUCGCAUUUAUCGUCGUCAUCCUUUGCACUUUCAUCAUCGCAGUCAAACUGAAGAGCAAAGCGAAAUGGCGGAAGACAGCCUCUGGAUCGGCAACCACCUCCAACGAGAUUUCCGCCAAGGACAGAAAAGUAGUUAUUAUGAUUAGCGUAAUUUCUGGUAUUUUCAUCUUCUGCUUCACACCGAUCAGCGCCAUUUUGGCCGCUCGGUCCAUUGUGCCUGACCUGAACAUCAUUGGUCGUUACGCCAACAUAAACUGGGUGUGUGCCAGCCUGGGCAUGCUGGCGGAGACGGUCAACUCUAGUGUCAACGCCCUGGUCUACUACAAGAUGAGCACCAAGUACAGGGACACGUUCAGACAGAUGUUCAACUCGUGCUGUAAGUUUCAGGGAAAGACGGACGACUUAAAGUGAAAUAGUAGCUGCAUGUUUUAUGGUGAUAAAUCGGUACAUAAUUUUAUCUUUUAAUACCCCAACCGCUCCACCUUUUGAAAGAUCUGUUAUAAGCAAAUUUUGUUUUGAUGUUUAAACUAUAGAAAACCUAUGCGGGUUCUCGGAGCUCCCUUGCAGACGACAUAACAGAAGCUAUCCCAAACUUUCCGUCCACGAUACAUCAAAAUCUAUAGCAACACCAGACGCCUUGCGAUUUUUCAAAAGACUGUACCCCGCUUUCAGAGACUGCUUUGGUAUUAUGAACCAUGUGGCAACAUGGACUUCCACUCUGCAGGGAGCUUUUAAAAUCUCAAGUCAGACACUUUGCUGAAAACGAUAAGGUGACUAACACAGUUUGCAGCCUGUUGGGUUCAACAGCGGAGGCAUUGCGAAGUUGAAGUGAGAAAUUGACCUCAACACACGUCCUUCUGCUAAGACAGAGAAGGAUCACCCCGCCUUUCAUUUCGAAUCUUGACCUCAAAAGCAUAAGUUCGUUUUCCCAAGAAUUGGCCUCAAACACUCCUCUAGUUGUGAGUUCGCUUUCCUGUUUCCAUUUUUAGGAGAUGACUGUGGACGUUUUCUUUGAUUCAGCAAAGAAAGCAGCAAGAAACAUAUUCAGGUGUGAUGGGUCUUCCAAUUUCAGUAAAGGACAUAAAGUGUCUUUGGGCGGGCCAAAACAAAUGUGACUUCAUAGAGGAUUGGAACGUAUGAAAUAUAAAUAUUAGAAAGGAACGGUCUGUAAUCUAAAGUAAGGAGAGUGAAAGAAGUAUAAUUCAUAAUUCGUUUUGUUUGGUUAUUUUUAUCACGUGGCAUCUUGGCCCACAUCAAAUAUCACAACAAAGUUUCAUGGUCCUUUUUACAAAUUCUUGAGUCGUCAAGUGCUUACUUGAGCAGUGUUUUAAAAUAAAAUACAGCUCGUUUCUGUUUCAUAGUCUUGAUCCUAAUAAACUUUACAACAAUUAAAUGUCACGGAGAUAGUGUAGUGUUUUUAUAUCUCCACAAUAAUAACGCUUUGCACCAGAACUUGUUUCGUAGAGUAUUGUGCUACAAAGUGCUUUUGAUUUCCUACAUCUCAGUUGAUCAAAACUUCACCGGAAACUGGCGGACAUACUAAAUAUAAUAAUGGUAUUACUAUAGUGACGACAUUGCAGUUACUUCUUUUGCCGCGAAGUUCUAAAAUUAAAACAAUAUUUCGGCAGUCUGUUGUCUUUCCUUUUUCAUUACUUCUAACCAGUACGUCCCUUGGUUGAUUGAAAUAUCACAUUCACAGGGUGCCUUCCUUCGUCAUUUGCCCAAGCACAUUAUUUUCACACUUGUUGUGAGCAUCCCAUGUAUGAUCAUAUAUAUAUAUAUACAUGUAUAUAUACAGAGAGAGAGCGAGAAAGAGAGA